Molecule: messenger RNA, 2391 nt
Organism: Mya arenaria
Lineage: Eukaryota; Metazoa; Mollusca; Bivalvia; Myida; Myidae
Product: neuronal acetylcholine receptor subunit alpha-9-like
Exons: 4
Coding region: 294-1079 (261 amino acids)
Biological process (GO): chemical synaptic transmission; monoatomic ion transmembrane transport; signal transduction
Cellular component (GO): membrane; synapse; neuron projection
Molecular function (GO): neurotransmitter receptor activity; extracellular ligand-gated monoatomic ion channel activity; transmembrane signaling receptor activity
Source: RefSeq, a predicted model, not a curated record
UCGAAUUUCACCUUCACGCCAUAAUCGAGGUGAGCGAGACCACCGAAACGCCUAAAACCACAGGCAACCUGAAUGUGACAUGGAACGACGCCUUCCUACAGUGGGACCCGAAUGACUAUGGAGGCAUCUUUCGCUACCAUUGGCCACAGAAAGAGGUUUGGAAACCAGACAUUGCGCUGAAAAACUCGUAUCUGGAUUACAAGUUGCUUGGAGUAAACGAGCUUAACAUUGUGAACUUUUAUGACGGUUCCAUGGUUUGGAGACCAUUUUAGGUUUUCCAGACAACGUGUUCCAUGGACAUAACUUACUUCCCAUACGACCAACAGACUUGCAAUUUGCAUUUCCAGACAUGGAGUUACUCUAGAGACCAGGUGAAUAUCUUGAGCGAUGUGGAUAGUAUCGUGUGUUCCGAUUUCCAGGAGAACUCCAACUGGGAUGUUGUUAACACAAGUUUGAGCAUCGGGGUCGACACAUACGAAGCCACAAUAAGCUUUACGCUAACAAUAAAACGUAAACCACAGUACUUUAUUCUGACGGUUAUUUUACCUAUAACCAUGCUGGCCUUCUUGAAUAUUUGCGUGUUCAUGCUGCCGUGUGAGAGUGGAGAAAAAGCCAGCUACGCGAUGACGGUGUUCCUCGCGUUCGCUGUAUUUUUGACGAUCGUGUCCUCCACUCUGCCGCAAAAUUCCGACUCCAUCGCGAUAAUUUCAAAGUUUCUUAUAAUUCAGACAGUCACGAGUACUUUGAUAACGUGGGCUGCCCUUUUCAUGGCGCGUCUGAAUACCUAUGGGGAGGAGAUGAAGAUUCCUGGGUGGUUUGCUUCAGUCAUGCGAGUUAUGAAGUAUCUUACGUGUCGGCGAAAACGGCAUCAAAUUGCGCCAAUCGAAUGCGCUAACGAAGAGGUGGAAAGUGAAGUUGAUGAGAAAGUUCCACAUAAAAGUGAUCAGAAAACCGUUGAACCAGAGUUCACAUGGAAAGAAGUUGUUCACAUUAUAGAUGAUUUUUGUUUUAAGUUUUUUUCAAUUUUUAUGUUUUUAUCGGCCGUUAUCUGUUUUCCAGUGGCGUCUACAAGUAGCUAAACCACAACAACCCAAUGCGCAAGUGGUUUUUAUAUCUAAUUCGAAAGUAAUAUAAUUGUUAGCCAGUUUCGGCAAAGUGAAUAAGAGUAUGCAAGUUUACCUUUUAAAUUUGUUUUAAACACUCAAUAAAUAGUUAAUUUAAAUUCUUGACCGUACGAUAGUUAUUCGAUCGCUCACUGAUAAGAUGGCACAAUUUCGAGUUAAGUGGGUUAUUCACCCGAUGUCAACCAAGAUGUUAUGGGGUUUUUUAUAGAAAAUAAUUCUCACCCAAAAAAAUCCUUACAGUCUGCAAACUACACCACAAUGUGACGAAGACUGUUGAAAUCUUAUGCUGAAAGAAUACUGUAUUUAAUUAAGUAAUGGAAAAAGAGGUAUUUGUUAUAUGUUUGUAUGUCGAUACAUAAACCAGUAUUGUUGUAUCGUCAACUUCUUAUCACUUCUGUUUGUCUGAGAGUACACUACUUUGUUGUUGAAUGGUGUACCAGGUGGAUUAAAGCAAUUGAGAAUAGAAGAACACACAAUAUAGCUACACUCGCUUACAGCUGCAAAGAAUAGCUUUCACUGUAUGUUACAUACUUAUUGUUGAAAAGGUUUCCUAACAAGGGAUAAUAUCUAUUCAAAAUUGUUUCAAAUUUAUAUACAUAUACAAGUAUCAUAAAAUUAUGUCAAACACAUACAACUACUUGUUUGUUUUGUGUGAUGAAUUUGUUAAGGUGUUACGAUUUGGGACUUUCAUUAAUAUUCUUACACAGUGGUAGGUGCUGAUAUUGUCAGGACGGUGGCCGGGCUUGGACAUCAGUUAUUGGUAGGGAUUGACCCAACAUUAGGAGCAACCAUGUCUUUGUACGUUACUGUUUCUGAUAAAAGCAGAUCAAUCUAUUAGUAAUAAAAUUAAAUGAUAAAUUAAUUACCUCCUCCUGGCAAUACUUUCAAAAGAUAUUUUCUAGCGAUCGAAAUUAAUUAUAACAUUUUUACAAACUACACAUCACUGUAAAAUGCUGCAAUUUCUAUGUACAUAUAAUGCUACUUACUAUUUUGCUGUUUAUCCAUACUUUAUACUCUUGAAAGUACUAACCAUUUUACAGUGAUAUAUCAACUAGAGGAAGCGUGCUCGUGUGGCUUGCCCGUACAGCCUGGAAAACUAGUUGAUGUUAUCACUGCAUACAGUGCUCUAAUCCAUUUUUACUCUUUGUUAUUUUAUGCAUGAAUUUAUUAAGAAAUGGCUUUUGUAAAUAAUUGUUCAAAUAUUGUACCCCUUUAAAACCUUAAUGCUUUUAUUUCCGGAUCACCAGCUCUGUGUUAUGUUUUGAUA